ACAGAAACAUUGAGAAAGAGGCAGACACACACACACACCUCUGAAGAGAGGGAGAGAGACCCAGAAACAGACCAAGGGACAUCAAAGGACAGCGUAGAGUCAGAAAGACAGACAUUCAGAUAAAGAAUUUGGAACGGACAGUCAAAGGCACAGACAGCUAAAGAGAGUCAGAAAUGGAGAGAGAGAGAGAAAACGCAGGAAAGAAAGAGACUGCCCUAGGACCCAUCAGGAACACAGAGUGCCGAAGUGUGGAACUUUCUGGAAAUCUGGAACCGCUGUCCUUUCCUUCAGCGCAUUUCCCGCCUUUUCUAUCCACCUUCCCUCCAACUGGCUUCUGGCCGAUCAUCAAGCAACACAGAUCUGACCAGCACGCAGCGACGGCGUACCAACCCCUUGCUUGGAUCAUGCGUUGCGUCGGGAGCACAGCCAUCCUUCAGCUGCGUAGUUUCCUUCACUUGCAACCCGCCCCCCCGCACCAUCCCAGCACAUAUCAGGUGCAGCAGCCAGAGCCCUGCUCAGCCUGGGGCAACGUGGUGAUCCUCAGAGGGACGGCCUCCCCAGCUCCCAGGCCCUUUCGGGGGCCCAGGAUGAACCAAAUCCUACCCCCAGGCAAUGGACCCCAUCCAGCCACACCACCCAGGACUGUGUGGGACAUGAGGGAUGUCACCCCAGGGGGGCCUGAAACCAGGCAGCCCAGAGCACGCUGGCCCAGGAGGCUCAAGACAGCCAUCCUGGGAUUCCGGGCCACCUGCCCUUCUGUCUCCACCAUCUACUUCCUCUUCAUCCUCUUGGUGGUGUCCACCAUCUUCCACUGCCACCACCGCCUGGCCCUGGUGCCUGCCCCCUGGGCCUACUCAGGCCGCGUGGUCCUGCUCCCCGGACCCCUGCCCUCGGGGGGCAUGUUCACCAUCACGGCCAAAGGCCGCCUGGGGAACCAGAUGGGCGAGUAUGCCACCCUGUAUGCCCUGGCCAAGAUGAACGGGCGGCCGGCCUUCGUCCCCGCCGAGAUGCACAGCACGCUGGCCCCCAUCUUCCGGAUCAGCCUCCCGGUCCUGCACGGCAGCACGGCCGGCCGCAUCCCCUGGCAGAACUACCACCUGAACGACUGGAUGGAGGAGCGCUACCGCCACAUCCCCGGGGAGUACGUGCGCCUCACUGGCUACCCCUGCUCCUGGACCUUCUACCACCACCUGCGAGACGAGAUCCUGCGGGAGUUCACCUUGCACGACCACGUGCGGGAGGACGCCCAGAAGUUUCUGCGGGGCCUGCAGGUGAAUGGGAGACAGCCAAGCACCUUUGUGGGCGUCCACGUGCGCCGGGGGGACUACGUGCGCAUCAUGCCGCGGGUGUGGAAGGGCGUGGUCGCCGACCGGGGCUACCUGCGCCAGGCCCUGGCCUGGUUCCGGGCCCGCCACCGCUCCCCGGUCUUCGUGGUCACCAGCGACGACAUGGCCUGGUGUCGACAGAACAUUGACGCCUCCCGGGGCGAUGUAGUGUUCGCGGGCAACGGCCUUCAGGGCUCCCCCGCCAGGGACUUUGCGCUGCUCACUCAGUGUAACCACAGCGUUAUCACGGUGGGCACGUUCGGGAUCUGGGCUGCCUACCUUGUGGGCGGGGACACCGUCUACCUGGCCAAUUUCACCCUGCCCGGCUCCCCCUUCCGCUGGAUCUUCAAGCCCCAAGCAGCCUUCCUGCCCCAGUGGGUGGGCAUCGCUGCUGACCUGGGCUGGGCCAGAGAGAACUCCAGGCCCUGAGGCCUCCCAGCUGGGCGACCUGGAACUAGUAACUUAACCUCUCUGGGCCUUAGCGUGCCCCCUGCCGAGCGGACCUAAUCCAGAACUUCCCUCCACGGCUCCUGCCACAAGUUCAUUUAGUGUCUUGGGAAGGCCUGGGAAGUGCCCGCCACCCACAGGCAUGUGGGUGGCGCACCCCGAACUUUCCAGAGGGUUUAACAUGGAAACCUAUUUUUUGCCCUCUCCUUGUCGGUGGCUUUGGGAGUUAAGUCCAAUGCCCCUGCCUCCUGGGAGGGUUCAGUGAAGCCGUUCCUCCCCUCCAGUCAAGGAGAGCCAGCCAAGAGUCAGGUUUGGGGUUUCCUAGGGGCCUUAAUGUGGAAGGGAGGAACCCACGAUUUGAGAGGAUGAAUCUCGGGGAGGUGCCCUUGGUGGGGAGGUGAGGUCCCUGGAAAUGGGGGUGCACGUGGGACUCAGGAAGGACUCCACACCACUCCGCCCACAGCAGCAAGGACGCCCAGAGUGUAAGGUCCUAGGAGUGGCUGGUGGAACCCAGGGGUCCCAAAAGACGGAAGUCUGGCCAUGUCAGCAGCCAGCUGCAGACAGAAGGCCUCACCCCUUGGCACUGCCUAGGCCCCCAGGGCACAGAGUCCCUCUGAGAAACCCCUGUGUGGAUGAGAGUUGGAUCAGGGGAUCACAAUACGGGUUUUCCUGUGUUUAGUGCAUUUGGCAUUAUGGAUAUACCGGUAUUUUUCUUGGUGUAAUACUCCUUUUUGAA
Molecule: messenger RNA, 2508 nt
Organism: Lutra lutra (Eurasian river otter)
Lineage: Eukaryota; Metazoa; Chordata; Mammalia; Carnivora; Mustelidae
Product: galactoside 2-alpha-L-fucosyltransferase SEC1-like
Exons: 6
Coding region: 174-1754 (526 amino acids)
Biological process (GO): carbohydrate metabolic process
Cellular component (GO): membrane
Molecular function (GO): galactoside 2-alpha-L-fucosyltransferase activity
Source: RefSeq, a predicted model, not a curated record